This is a messenger RNA of Tripterygium wilfordii, 1327 nucleotides long. RefSeq names its product probable uridine nucleosidase 2. The record is from RefSeq and is a predicted model, not a curated record. Gene Ontology annotation, molecular function: purine nucleosidase activity. Gene Ontology annotation, biological process: purine nucleoside catabolic process. The transcript has 9 exons. Bases 87 to 1052 code for a protein of 321 amino acids. NCBI's taxonomy places the organism in Eukaryota, Viridiplantae, Streptophyta, Magnoliopsida, Celastrales, Celastraceae. Gene Ontology annotation, cellular component: cytosol.
UCGCAAAGUAUAGCCUGCAGUUUAUUUCAACUGGCAGUAGCGCGGUCAUCUUUUCCAGGAAUUUUCUGACCCACAUCACCAAGGACAUGGCGGCAGAGCCUAAGAAGAUCAUCAUAGACACCGACCCUGGUAUUGACGAUGCCAUGGCAAUUUUCGUAGCAUUAAGAUCGCCUGAAGUGGAGGUGAUUGGUCUUACUACCAUAUUUGGAAAUGUUUAUACUACAUUGGCCACCAGAAAUGCAUUGCACUUGUUGGAAGUUGCAGGAAGGACUGGUGUCCCGGUGGCCGAGGGAUCCCAUGUUACAAUCACUAACGGAACAAAAAUUCGUGUUGCUGAUUUUGUCCAUGGCGCUGACGGACUUGGCAACCAAAAAUUUCCUCCCCCAAAAGGAAAGGCAAUUGCACAGUCAGCAGCUGCUUUUCUUGUCGAGCAGGCUAACCGUUAUCCUGGGAAAGUUACUGUCGUAGCAUUGGGCCCACUCACAAAUAUUGCACUGGCUAUACAACAAGAUCCUGCAUUUGUAAGAAACAUUGGGCAGAUUGUUAUUCUUGGUGGUGCCUUUUCCUUAAAUGGAAAUGUGAAUCCAGCAGCAGAGGCCAAUAUUUUCGGUGAUCCGGAUGCUGCAGAUAUUGUAUUUACGAGUGGAGCAGAUAUCUUGGCCAUAGGGAUUAAUGUUACUCAUCAGAUUAUUUUGACAGAUGCAGACCAUGACAAGUUGACACAAUCAAAUGGAAAAUUUGCUCAAUACUUGUGCAAAAUCUUGGAUGUUUACUUCAAGUAUCAUCAUGACGCUUACGGCAUCAAAGGUGUCUACCUUCAUGACCCCGCAACUAUUCUUGCGGCCAUAAAUCCUUUCCUUUUCACUUACACAGAAGGGGUUGUUAGAGUCCAGAUCAGUGGCAUCACUAGGGGGCUUACAGUAUUGUAUAACAAACAAAAGAAGUUUGCCGAAGUUACGGAGUGGACUGAUAAGCCAACGGUAAAGGUGGCAGUCACUGUUGAUGCACCUGCUGUUGUCAAAUUGAUUAUGGACCGGCUUCUGGACUCAUGAAGAUUUCAGGAUUAUGACAGAUCUUGCUGAUGGAAUUUGCUUCAAUUCUGCUGACUUGUCGUUUUCUGAAAAAUGAAAAUAAAAAAUACAUGUAAAACAAGCAUACAAUUCUUUUUUUUUUUCAUUUCAAAAUUUUAAAAUACAUACAUGUUGUUGUGUUUUAUUUCUUUUAUAUGGGAUCAUGUUCCAAAAUAAUUAAGGAAGCCACUGAAAUGUCAAACAUUAUUUAAGGAUAUUUUUCUUCUAUUUCAAGUUUGCCUAUAUGGUUGCUUUAA